AUGACGUCCCACGAUGUCCGCGAUAUGCUGGAUCUCCCACAGGAAGGCGCUGCGAGACCCAUCAAGAAACAAAAGGUCGCUGCCCCGCGCCCGGUUCUCAAGGGACUUGCGCGUGAGGUCCAGAAUCUGAGUGGUGACAAUCCGAUCGCGAUUGUGCCGGAAGGUUCGAUAUUCAAAAAGAGACGAUUUGCGAGUCGGAAACCGGCUGCGAAGUGGGAAUUGAGACCUUUUAGGAAUUCGGCGAGGAGUGACGAUUCGUUGAUUCUGAGGCAUUGGAGGAGGCUGGAUGAGAAGAGGAAACUGCCCCCACAACCUGCGGGAGAGAACAGAGAUAGUGCGACGCAGACGAUGGAGGGGGUGGUGGGAGGGGAGGAGCAGAUGGAGGACUCGGGGUUUGCGAAGUUUAAUGUUCAGGUUGAACUUUUUGAUUACUCGCCGGAGGAAUACGAAUCGCGGCUUCGAUCUGAGGACUGGACUAAAGACGAGACGGAUUAUCUCAUGAAGAUGGUUUCACAAUUCGAUUUGCGAUGGCCGAUUAUAUGGGAUCGAUAUGAAUAUGAACCGCCUAUUCCAGAACAAGCUCCCAGCGAAGCAGAUGGCAAUGCGAGAGCGAUUAUUGUUGCGCCCAAGACACGAUCGAUGGAGGACUUGAAAGCGAGAUAUUAUGCUGUUACGGCUACGAUGAUGGUGAUUCGGAAACCACCUAUCAAGAUGAAUAGCGCCGAGUUCAGUCUUCACGAAGUGAUGUUGAAUUUCAACCCCGAGCAGGAGAAAGCCAGGAAGAUCUUUGCAGAGAACUCAUUCCUACGAACGAAAGAGGAGGCAAGAGAAGAAGAAAGUUUACUUCUUGAAUUAAAACGAAUCAACGCCCGAUCGGAGAGGUUUAGCGAUGAGAGACGAGAAUUAUACGCCCGCCUAGAUGCUCCAUCAAGUUCCAGCCAUACCAACAACUUCACCAGUAGUGUAGGACUUGGUCAAUUAUUACAACAACUCAUGUCUAUGGAUAAAUCCAAGAAACAGCGAAAAUCCAUCAUGGGCGGCGAGGGAAUCAGUCCUGCAGGUCCUAGUGGUCCAACCCAACAGAAUCCCGAUCACAGAAGAGAAAGUUCCGCUCGAGAAUCCAUCAGUGGACCUUCAGCUCCAAAUAACAAGAAAGGUCCUCCCAACCCAGCUGAGCGACGUCAACUCUCCAAGGAGGAAGAAGAGAUGUAUGGUGUUUCUCGUCAUGAGAGAAUCGGAACCAGUGGACCUGCCUUCCGUCAAGAGAAGAUCUUCAAACCUCUCCUGGCGAAAUCCAUGAAUCAACAAAAGAUCAUCAAUAACGUGCUCACGGAAUUGGAGAUCCCUCCUCGACUCAUCAUGCCGACUGCCGAUGUGGGAGAGUCGUAUGAUGGCCUGUUGACGAGUAUCAAUAACCUUCUGGAUUGUAGGAAGGUGGCUGAUAAGUUGACGGCUGAGAUUAAUAUCGCGAGGGCGCAGAAGGCGGAGCGGGAGAGGUUGGCGAGGGAGAGUGAGAAUGCGGGGGAGGGUGGUGAUGUGGGUGCGGGUGCGGAGACGGUGGUUGGUACGGGAGGCAAGGGGAAUAGUGGUGCGCCUGGGAGUGUGAAUGGGACUACAACUACGACUACGACUGGACCUGGACCUACCAAUUCAGAGCCUAGGAACGAAGAGAAAGCGGGGAGUCCGACGGCUAGUGUGAAGGGGGUUGCGCAUAAGAGGAGUGCGAGUGUGAUGAGUGCGGUUAGUGAUAAGAGUGCGAAGAGGCAGAAGAAAUAG
Messenger RNA from Hymenoscyphus albidus, 1776 nucleotides. Lineage: Eukaryota; Fungi; Ascomycota; Leotiomycetes; Helotiales; Helotiaceae. The record is from the annotation of a GenBank genome assembly.